Molecule: messenger RNA, 1442 nt
Organism: Panonychus citri (citrus red mite)
Lineage: Eukaryota; Metazoa; Arthropoda; Arachnida; Trombidiformes; Tetranychidae
Product: leucine-rich repeat-containing protein 15-like
Exons: 2
Coding region: 358-1419 (353 amino acids)
Molecular function (GO): protein binding
Source: RefSeq, a predicted model, not a curated record
AAUUAAAAUUUUCUUUUCUUUCAUUAGAUGAUUAUAUUGAUGAACAGAAAAUUACAAUUAUCUAUGGAUGUGUGAUCUCUGAGAGAGUGGCAGAAAUUAUCAUGGCGGUGAUUAUAUGACAACGAGAAAAAUAGUGGAUUUUUAUAAUAACAUUGCCAACUCUCUUUUCCCUCUUCUUUUUGUAUAUGUUAUCUUCUUGUUAAUCAUAUUCAUCUAAUUUUCUUUUUUAUUUUAUCUUCUUCUUUUUUCCCCUCUACUCAUCAUCUUUUAUUCUCUGGUCGCUUCCCAUCAUCAUCAUCGUCAAUGGCAAUUAUCGGAAUUCUUGGUAUUAUCAUUCAACUCUAAUUGUGAUUAUUUAUGUUUCUCCUAAAAAGUUACUACUUUAAUACUUUUCCAUCAUCAAAUGUAAACUGUGCCAUCAACAAGGAGAAAAAAACUACAAUCAUCAUCAUCAUUGUUAAAACAAUAGCAAUAAUCAAUCAAUUACUAAUUGGAUUACCUGUUGAUUCAAAUCGUCCACCUGAUUGUCCUGAUCAUUGUCAAUGUUUGAAAACUUCGGACAUUCUUACCGAUGGACCUGAGGGUUGGCAAAUUGUUUGCACAGCAAUUGGAUUAACAUCUAUUCCUGAUUACAAUAUUAUUCAAUUACCUCGACCCAUUUACACCCUAGAUUUUGAUUUUAAUAGUAUAACUUACCUGAGUGUCUUUGAAAAUGUUUCAGAGAUUCGUUACCUUGAUGUAUCCAACAAUGAAGUCGCCAAAAUUGAACCUCGAGCCUUCACAAAUUUACCUAAUUUAAUUAUUCUUAAUUUAAGUUACAAUCAACUAAUUGAACUACCAAGUUCCAUAUUUGAACAUUUAGUUCACCUUAAUUAUCUUGAUCUAAGAGGAAAUCAUUUAAAAUAUUUACCUGUCCACGUAUUUUCAUCACAAUUAUCUUUGGUUAGUUUAAGUAUUGGAAAAAAUUUCAUCGAUCGUCUGGAACUUGGAUUAUUUGAUGAAAAUCUUCACCUUGAAACUCUUGAUCUUUCAGAGAAUCAAUUAUUCUUCUUGCCUGUUAAUCUAUUAUCCAAUAAUAUGAUCCUUAAAACGGUUGAUCUAUCAGCCAAUUCUUUUGAUAAAAUACCCUUUGAGACUCUCCAAGGGAUACCAAGUCUUCAAACUCUAAUCCUCGAUGAGAAUCCACUUCGAAAACUAAAUCAUCAAUCAUUUCCACCUCUUCCGCAUCUCGCAAAUCUGAGCAUUCAACAUAUGCCCUUUUUAAGGUCAAUCGACGAGGUCACCUUUUCAUACCUUUGCUCUCUUGAACGGAUCACAAUUGCUCACAAUCCAAUGUUGGUUUCAAUUGAUCCUGAUGCUUUUCUGGAUAUGCAUAAAUCUCCUAAUUGCUCCAAGUUGAAAGCUUUUCUAUCUAUAUAGUUCUAUAUAGUUUUCUAUCAAAA